Solanum tuberosum (potato) is the source of this 1107-nucleotide messenger RNA. RefSeq names its product exopolygalacturonase-like. The record is from RefSeq and is a predicted model, not a curated record. Bases 1 to 1107 code for a protein of 368 amino acids. Gene Ontology annotation, molecular function: polygalacturonase activity. The transcript is spliced from 5 exons. Gene Ontology annotation, biological process: carbohydrate metabolic process. Lineage: Eukaryota; Viridiplantae; Streptophyta; Magnoliopsida; Solanales; Solanaceae.
AUGGUUACAUUAGCUUAUGCAAUUUUUGGUUUGUGUUUUCUAGUAUUCUUUAGCAUAGCUAAUGCUAAAUAUUAUCAUUCACAAUUGAAGUAUUUUAAUGUGAAGGAUUAUGGUGCUGUUGCUGAUGACAAGAGAGAUAAUAGUCAGGCAUUCCUGAGGGCGUGGUACGAUGGUUGUAGGUGGGGAGGAAGGAGUGUGAUUUAUAUUCCAUAUGGAACUUAUAAAUUGAGAGAAGUUUCAUUUGAAGGUCCAUAUAGGCUAGUUGUUAAAGGUGGUGGCUAUUUGGAUGGACAAGGUGCUGCUGCUUGGCCAUAUAAUGAUUGUUCAAAAAACCCAAAAUGCAUGCCUCUUCCUGUGACAAUGAGAUUUGAUUUCGUGACGAAUUCAAGAAUCCAUCAUUUGAGAUCAAUCAACAGCAAGAACUCCCACAUAAACCUGUUUGCCUGUGACAAUGUAAACAUAAGUUAUGUACGAUUAACAGCUCCAGAUGAAAGCCCCAACACGGAUGGCAUUCAUAUAGGAUUAUCAACGAACAUAAAAAUUUCAAGAACCGUGAUUCAGACAGGGGAUGAUUGUAUUGCAAUGGUUACUGGAAGCAGAAACAUCGAGAUCUCGAAUGUUACAUGUGGACCUGGACACGGAAUCAGCAUUGGUAGUCUAGGUAGAACCCCUGGAGAAGUUGUUACAGGGAUAAACGUGCGAAAUUGCACAUUUAUUGGUUCUCAAAAUGGUGCAAGGAUAAAAACUUGGGCACCUUCUUUGUCAAGUGUUGCUUCUGAUAUAUUUUUUGGUGAUAUCUACAUGGAAAAUGUCCAUAAUCCCAUAUUAAUCGAUCAACAAUACUGUCCAACUCCUUCUUGCAGUGAUCAGCUGGGACAGGACAACUCGAAAGUACAAAUAAGCAACGUGACAUUCAGUAACAUAUGGGGUACGUCUAGUUCAAAAGUUGCAGUCACAUUAAAAUGUAGCAAAUUGGUGCCCUGUAAGAAUGUGCAGCUUGAUAAUAUCAACUUGAAAUACCACGGACGAGGAGGACCAGCUACGUCUUCAUGUUUGAACGUGAUUGGUGAUUCGUAUGGAAGACAAUCUCCUCCUAGUUGUUUAUGA